GCAUAAGGACUCUGUAUGUUUGGGGGUGAGGAAAGUCCCCACUACAGAACACAAAGUAUUAUUUUCAAAUGUUUCCUGAAGGAUUAUUUUAUUUAUUUAAAAUCGGCACUCUUUUGUUUUAAGCAUUUAAUCUAUCACUUUGCUUACUGCACAGGAAUUUUGCAGCCAGGCAUAUGAACUUUGGUUUUAAGCCAUGUUAAAAUUGUAACAGGAGGGUCAGGCAUUUCAUACUUGACUUCAAAAAAAAAAAACAAACACCCCAACACCCUUAAAAAGAGGUGUGUCAAUGAGCACAGAGGAGAUCACCCUGGAAUUUCUUCAGAGGUCAGAGAUGGGGCCAGUGAGCAACUUGGUGCUUUAGAGCAACCAUGCUGGGAAGAGAUGUCUCUCAUCUGGCUGCUACAGGCACACCUCAGGGAUUAUGCACAUGAGUUUGGUUCUGACGAUGACUGAAGUCAAGAAAGUCAUUCCUUUUUAAAGACAUUGAAAAUAACCUUCAAGACAAUGUUUCGCUUACUCACAGCUCUUUUGGUUUUCAAAGCCACUUUUGUCAGUGUCUCAGCUCAGCAGCACUGGAAUUUCCCCAGGGGAUCUCAAAGGCAGUAUGAAAAUUCCACUUGUACAGAUCCUACACCAUUCCUACUUUUCAACCAAGGAAGUACAGUCUUUAGAAUAGAUACAGAGGGAACCAAUCACAAGAGAGUGGUGACCCAUGCUGGUUUAUCAGCACUGAUAGAUUUCCAUUAUGAAGACGGAUACGUCUAUUGGAUAGACACUCAAGAAGGUCUUCUCCAACGAGUACGCCUGAAUGGCUCAAAUCAGGAGACAGUUUGCUAUACAGGAAAAGAUAUCUCUGGGUUUGCUGUAGAUUGGAUAAACCGAGGGAUUUAUUUGGCUCACUAUGAGAAGACAACCAUUGAGGCUAUCAGCUUGGAUGGAAACCAUUCCAGAAUCCUUUUCAAAGAUGAAUAUCAUCCCACAAGCAUUGCAGUUGACCCAGGCAAAAGUUUUUUAUUUUGGUCUUCCAUUGGUGAUGUUGGUUGCAUCUACAGAGCAGUCUUGAAUGGAAAAGAGGUAUGGAAUAUUUUGAGGAGCAUGGGAAAAAUCAAAGCUAUUGCACUGGAUUUUAUUGACGAGAGGAUCUUCUGGAUUCAGUAUGCUGAUGAUGACACUUCCAACAUUGGAACAUGUGACUAUGAUGGUGGUUCUGUCCAGUUACUCAAACAGGCUGUGCGAAAACAGCUCUAUGACAUAUAUAUCUUUGUGGACAAUAUGUACUACUCAGAAUCAAAUGGUACUAUCUGGAGAGCCAGUAAAUACACAGGAAAAGGUAUAGUUGCAAUUAACCUGCAACCAUCUUUCCCCUCACCUUCUGAGAUACUGGUAGUGCAUCCAUUAAAACAGCCCAACUUUAGAACAGACCCUAAAGCAUUUGAAGUAAGACCUUGUAGUGCAAACAGAAGAAACUGCAAGCACGGCUCCCGAUCCAAUCAGUGCAAAUGUAGCAGAGGAUUUACUUUAAGUAAAAACAGGCAACAUUGUGAAGAUGUCAAUGAAUGUGCAUUGUGGAACCACGGAUGUACUUUGGGCUGUGUCAACAUCCCAGGCUCUUACUAUUGUACAUGCCCAAGAAAUUUUGUUCUACUGCCUGACAAGAAAACUUGCCAUGAACUCAUUUCCUGUUCAAGCAAUUAUCUUCACUGCAGUUAUGGCUGUGCUGAGACACCUAAUGGACCUGUUUGCACUUGUCCAGAAGGAUCACUUCUCCAACAAAAUGGAAAAACAUGCACAGGUUGUACAUCUCCGGAUAAUGGUGGUUGUAGCCAGAUAUGUACCUCUCUGAGUUCAUUGUCUUGGGAAUGUGGUUGCUUUCCUGGCUAUGUUCUCCAAGAAGACAAAAAGCAGUGUACUGUGACAGGGCCCAAACCAUUUCUGUUGUUUGCAAACAGCCAAGACAUUCGGCGCAUUGAUUUUGAUGGAACUGAUUACUUACGUUUACUCAGCUGGCAGAUGGGAGCAGUCUUAGCUCUCGACUAUGACCCUGUUGAAAAUAAGAUUUAUUUUGCCCGCACAACACUGAAGCAGAUAGAAAGAACUAAUCUUGAUGGCUCAGACUGUGAAAAAGUUAUCCAUGAUGCAAUGGAGAGAUCCGAAGGGCUUGCCGUGGACUGGAUUAACCGUAAAUUGUAUUGGACUGACAAGGGAACAUCCCACAUUGAAAUGAGUGAUCUAAAUGGAAUGCAGAGGAAAAUAAUCAUCCAAAAAGGGGUGUCUCAGCCUCAAGGGAUUGCUGUUCAUCCAUUUGCUGAGAGACUCUUUUGGACAGAAAUAGGAUUCCGUCCUCAGAUUGAAAGUUCUUCCUUGCAUGGCAGUGGUCGUCUCAUUAUAGCCGAUUCAGGCUUAGUUUGGCCUAGUGGAAUAACAGUUGACUACCUAGCUGACCAGUUGUACUGGUGUGAUGCAAAACUGUCUGUUAUUGAAACUGCAAACCUGGAUGGAUCGAACCGCCGAAUACUCGCACAGAAUGAUGUAGGACAUCCAUUUGAUAUAACAGUAUUUGAGGAUGACAUUUGGUUUUCUGACUGGGCCAAGCAUUCAUUAAUGAGAAUGGACAAGAAGACUGGACAAAACAGGGUACAUAUUGGAGGCAGCAUGCUGAGACCCUCCUCACUGGUGGUCAUCCAUCCCGUAGCAAAACCAGGUCACAUGUUUAUCCCCGAGGAGAGACUGUCAGUGAACAAUACAUUAGCACUGGAAGUUUCAUACCAGCAUCGCUUAAGAAGCAAUGUGUAUGGAGACAGAAAUGAAAAAGAUCUACAGAUGUUGACUGCAGAAAUUGUGGUGUAUAGCCAGGGAGACUGCGCAGAGUUGCACUGUGAUGUCAAUGCUGAGUGCAUUUCAGAUGAAAAUGGCCCCACUUGUCUGUGUCGGACAGGGUUCACCAAGGAAGGCACAUUGUGCUAUGAUGUUGAUGAGUGUGCUUUUAACCUGGACCAUUGUGAUCGAAGUGUGUCAAGAUGCGUCAAUACUGAAGGCAGCUACAUUUGCCAGUGUCUUGGGUAUCCUGAAAAUGGACUUCAUUGUUCUGAACCUGUUAUACAACCUACUGUAGCAACCAAUGAGGAGUCCACUUUGUCUGCACAAGAGGAUACUGUUGACUGCCCACCAUCAUACUGUCUCCAUGAGGGAAUUUGUGUUUAUUUUUCCAUUCUGAAAGUCCAUGCAUGCAACUGUGCAAAGGGCUAUUUGGGAGAGCGCUGUCAGUUCAGCAACUUGGAGUGGUGGGAACAGCAAUAUGUGAAGCAGACCAAGAAGCGGAAUCUCACAACUGCUGUUGCCUUGGCUCUGUCACUCCUUGUCCUCCUCCUUGGAGCUGGAUCUGUCUACUGCUACAGUAGACAGCAGAGGUUCUGCAAGAAGGAUCCCUGUGCAGAAGUAAUGAAAGAUGCCAGAGGCGGCAGUGGCGCUGACAGGGAGAACAUGAAGCCUGCAAGCAACGACCCAUUGUUAAUAGUUGUAGUGGAAUGUGAUGACCACAUCAAAGAGAGACCUGUUGAACUGAAAGACCACGAGACAGAAGAUCUUGGCUAUUUCUGCCUCUCAGAACCAUCCUGAGCUACAGAAACCUGGACUCACCACUGCCUGCAAAAGAAACAGUCGGACAGACCUCUCGGUGUCAGGCUCAGAUAACUGGAAGAUCCAGUCUUGUAAAUCAGAGGGUGACUUUCAGUGGCUUCAAUGGCAUGCCUGCCCUAAGCCCUUUUUGGAGAGCAGCUUUCUUGAUCUCCAAUCUCAUGCAGUCAGCAAAUGCAGGCAGUUUAAAGAGCCUUUCCUCUAAACUGGACACUGGGAGGGCUCAUUAAGUAGGGGAAAUGUGUAAUCUCUGGAAACGGCAUUUAAAAGAACAUGGAAGGAGGCACCCAGACAAAUGCUAUCCUGCCCACUCACACUGUACAUACCGGAAGCACUGGGAAUACUCUCGAUAUGAUCUCUCUGUGUUAAUACAUUCUUGAUACUACUUCAAAGGCCAGCUGUACUAAUUUCAGCCAGCAGGUAAAUGGACACCAGAGAACACUAGAGGUUAUGAUUCAAUUGAAUUAUCAUCUGAAUUAUGUUUAAUGGGGUGCUUUAAUUAAGGGGUCUCCAAUUUCUAAUCUGAAAUAAUCCAAAUAAAACAGCGUACCAUCCCAGAAUCUGAUGGGAUCAGGGAAAUCAAUCUGGACCCAUCAAGAAAUGAACACUAGAGCUUCUUCAGUGGCAGUUCAGUGUGCAUUCAUGUAGUCCCUUUUUGUUGUUGCAAGGUUGGCUUCUGAAAUAG
Messenger RNA from Heteronotia binoei (common prickly gecko), 4318 nucleotides. RefSeq names its product epidermal growth factor (gene EGF). Bases 505 to 3615 code for a protein of 1036 amino acids. Lineage: Eukaryota; Metazoa; Chordata; Lepidosauria; Squamata; Gekkonidae. The record is from RefSeq and is a predicted model, not a curated record. The transcript is spliced from 23 exons. Gene Ontology annotation, molecular function: calcium ion binding.